UCUGGGUGAUUGAAUGCGACAACUAUCAACAACUCUUUAUACAAGUUGUAGUAGAGAAAGAGAUCCAAACAAGUAUCCGAUCGAAACCUAUAUUAGGGCCCGUAUGGAUCCGUUCAGCGGGAAACUGAGGCCCACGAGAGAUAAAACGGUGGCGUAUUACGGAUGGAAAAGCUUCAUCAUCUUCUUCCUCAGCUAUCUCCUUACUGAAUAGGGUUUUGAAGGGACAAGGUUUAUCUCGAUAAUGGAGUCUCUGGGAAGAUUACAGCCAUUUCACCUUUCCUUCCCGAAACACCCAUCAUUUCCCCCCUUCAGACCAUUAAUCCGACCAAACUCCUCUUUCAAACACACUCCAAUCAAAGCUUCCUCCUCCAAAUCCCAAAACCCUAUCACCCCUCUCCACAAGUCCACACCUUUCCGCCUCUUCAAGUCCACAUGCAUCACUCUAACAACCGCCGCCGCCCUCCUCUUCGUCAACCUCCGGCUCAAACCUCCGGCGAUUGCAGCUCCCGUCGCGCCUCCUCCGUCAACGGAAAGCAAAGAACACAUGACCUUGGAAGAAGAGGAGAGAGCGCUUGAAGAGCAUUUAGCAACUCACCCUCCUGACGUAGACUCUCUUCGUUCCUUAAUGGAGGUAAAGAUCAGAUCUCGAAAACUCACAGAAGCGGUAGAAGUAGUCGACCGUUUGAUCAAACUAGAACCAGAAGAACCAGAAUGGCCUGUCCUUAAAGCUAACAUCUUUACAUACAGUGGAGAGAUAGACUCAGCUACAGCUUCAUUCGAAGAGAUUCUUGCUAAGGACCCUCUUCGCGUCGAAGCUUAUCACGGCUUGGUCAUGGCUUACUCAGAUGCAGGCCUGGACUUGAAAGAGGUGGAGAGUAGAAUCGAAGAAGCAAUGCUGGGAUGCAAGAAGGAGAAUAAUCACAACGAUUUUCGAGAUUUUAAGCUUCUUUUGGCGCAGAUUCGGGUGAUUGAAGGGAAGCAUAGUGAAGCAUUGAAGCUUUAUCGAGAGCUUGUGAAAGAAGAGCCAGGAGAUUUCAGACCGUAUCUUUGUCAAGGAGUUAUAUACAUGUUGCUGAAGAAGAAAGAUAAAGCAGAGGAACAGUUUGAUAAGUUUAGAGAACUUGUGCCUGAGAAUCAUCCUUACAGAGAGUAUUUCAUGGAUAAUUUGAUUGCUUCCAAGCUUUUCUCAGAGAAGACGCAGCGCGAGAUGGCUGGAUCAGAGAGUUGAUUUGUUUUGGUGGAUCAUAUUGAGAUGAAUAAUGUUUAGUUGAUUUUGAUGCUUUCUCGUAGAUGUUUGUUUAGUUGGUUUUUACAAGGAUCAUAAGUUGAACACUUGGAUUUGAAUCACAAUCUCCUGUGCACAUGGUCUA
Molecule: messenger RNA, 1370 nt
Organism: Brassica rapa (field mustard)
Lineage: Eukaryota; Viridiplantae; Streptophyta; Magnoliopsida; Brassicales; Brassicaceae
Product: protein SLOW GREEN 1, chloroplastic
Cellular component (GO): chloroplast thylakoid membrane
Molecular function (GO): protein binding
Source: RefSeq, a predicted model, not a curated record